This is a messenger RNA of Rubroshorea leprosula, 2083 nucleotides long. The record is from the annotation of a GenBank genome assembly. Lineage: Eukaryota; Viridiplantae; Streptophyta; Magnoliopsida; Malvales; Dipterocarpaceae.
AACUAAUGAAUGCAGAAGGUGAAUGGAAGUAUGAAUUUGCAGAGUUGCAGAGCAUAGCUAUGUGCUAUUUCUCUUCUUUAUUUUCAUCCAUCUCCCCUAAUAAUAUUGAACAAGUGACCUCCUAUUUAAGCCCUCGGGUCACUGAAGUUGAUAAUGCUUUCCUGCUCCAAAUGUUCAUAGAAACAAAGAUCAAGAAGGCAUUGCAUCAAAUGCAUCCUUCAAAGGGCCCUAGGCCUGAUGGGCUUUCGUCGGGUUUUUUCCAACGCUUUUGGGAUGUGGUGAAGGCAGAUGUUGUACUGCCAUGUCUAGAGUUCUUAAACCAUAAAGGUGCGAUUCCGUUGGAGCUAAAUUUCACCCAUAUUGUGCUCAUCCCAAAGUGUAAUGAACCUAGAACUAUGGCUGACUUGUGGCCAAUUAGCCUUUGUAAUGUUAUUUACAGGAUUAUAGCAAAGGUCAUAGCCAACAAACUUAAGAUGGUAUUGCAAAAAGUAAUUUCCCAAGAACAGAGUGCUUUCUUGCCAAAUCAAUUGAUUACUAAUAAUUUUAUGAUUGCUUAUGAAAUCCUCCAAUAUAUGAGAACUAGGAAGGUGAGGAAGUGGGGUUGGCAGGCUGUUAAGUUGGAUAUGAGCAAGGCUUUUGAUCUGGUUGAAUGGCCAUACUUAGAGCAAGUUAUGGGAGCUAUUGGUUUUGCUGAAGAGCUAGAGCAUAUCUUGAAUAGAUACUGGUGGGGAAGAGGUGAAGAUGAACAUAAGAUCCAUUGGAUGGAAUGGAGGAAGCUUGCGACCUCGAAGAAAGCAAGAGGAUUAGGCUUUCGAGCUAUGCGUGAAUUCAACCUGUCUAUGCUCGGGAAGCAAGGCUGGAGGUUGUUGACAUGUCCUGAUUCCUUAGCAACGAGACUCAUGAAGGCCAAAUAUUUUCCUUGCUGUAGACGAUUGAUUGGUGAUGGUCGUAGUACUGAAAUUUGGAAUGACCUAUGGCUUCCGGGUAAUGAGCAAUUUUAUGUCCAGUCGCCACGGCUUGAAGGUUGUACCCUUCGUUUUGAGGAUAAUUGCUUGUGGCAUUUCACCAAGCAUGGAAGUUACACAGUACGAUCUGGGUACCAUAGAGCUAUUAAUAUGGCUAGAAAUCACGUUAGGCCGUCUGCAUCCUCCACAAUCUUUGGCGGCAACCGAUUGUGGUCCUUAGACAUCCCAGAGAAGGUGCGAUUGUUUAUCUGGAGUGCUUACAAAAAUGUUAUUCCCACAAAGGACAAUCUUCACAAAAAGAGGGCAGAGGUGGAUUUAGAGUGUUCGAUGUGUGGUAUGGAGAAAGAAUCUGUCUUUCACUCCCUUAUGUCAUGCUCCCUUGCUCGUACAGUAUGGUUAGGAUGCCCUUUGAACCUUCAUGUAUCUAAACUCCAGGUUGAUGACUUUGCAACUUUUUUUGAUAACACAGCAUGCAUUUUGGGGAAAGAGCAAUUUGAACUCUUCUACUUGUUAGGGGCUACAGUAAUGCAGAAGGCCACUAAAACUAGAUGGCACCCACCAGACUUGGGUUUUAUAAAGCUAAAUGUAGAUGGAGCAACAUCUGUCCAAAGCGCAGCCUUCGGUAUGGGUGCAUUGGCGCGGAAUGAUUCAGGGGAGGUGCUGGCAACUAUGGCGUGCAAAGGACAAGGAGCAGCGGAACCUGAAGUUGUUGAAGCCUGCAGUCUACAGAGCUCUCUCCACUGGGCUCAAUCCCUUGCAUUUGGAAGAAUUAUAGUAGAAUCUGAUUGUGCAACCAUUGUGUCAGCAAUCACCAGUGAAACCUUCAACAUGAACUCCAGCUUAGGCCUCAUUCUUCUUGAUUGCAAAGCACUAUUAGCCUCUUUCAAGUCGUGCCGGUUACAACAUGUCCGCCGAACUGCUAAUGCUGUUGCUCACGAGCUUGCACGAAGAGCACUUACUACUGAGGCUAAUGAGUUUUGGGUGGAUGACAUACCAUUUCCCAUUGAGCAUAUUGUAACAGGAGAUCAAUCCCUUAUCUGAAUAUGUACUUCCUGUUCUUACAAUCUUAACAUAUGUACUUCCUGUUCUUACAAUCUUAACAAAGCUCGCAUAUGGCU